Molecule: messenger RNA, 2236 nt
Organism: Notothenia coriiceps (black rockcod)
Lineage: Eukaryota; Metazoa; Chordata; Actinopteri; Perciformes; Nototheniidae
Gene: enpep
Product: glutamyl aminopeptidase
Exons: 12
Biological process (GO): proteolysis; peptide catabolic process; regulation of blood pressure
Cellular component (GO): plasma membrane; cytoplasm
Molecular function (GO): metalloaminopeptidase activity; peptide binding; zinc ion binding
Source: RefSeq, a predicted model, not a curated record
GCACCGAGGAAGGAAUAAAUCUCUCGCUCAAUGUGUGAGAUUCUCUCCCCUGUCCGGCAGAUUUACUCUCCUCACUUCUCUUCCUCUUUCUUCUCUCCACCCCUCGGCAUUACACAGGGGCCAGCUUUAGACCAGCUCACACAGCUAAUCCAUACUAUAAGAGCCAAAAGCUGCAGCUCUGACUUCAGGUCAGCUGUGGAGCCCAGUUUGAGUCCAGGGAAGUUUGGAAGUCACCAUGGUGGAGAGCAUGGACAUGGAGAAGCAGCACAAGCGUUACUGCAUCCGCGGUAAGCAUGCAGCCAUCAUCUGUGCCACGGUGGUGGUGUGCUCUUUGGUGGUGGGCCUCGGGGUGGGUCUUACCAGGUCAGACGCCAACACUACUACUACUCCCUCCACACCAGCCCCCACAGCAGGGCCCACACCAGCCCCCACAGCAGGGCCCACACCAGCCCCCACAGCAGGGCCCACCAAUCCACCUCCAGCUGGCAGAGGGCCCUGCUUGCCUUCGGCUGACUCCAAUGGAGACUGGAAGAACUUCCGUCUACCAAGCUACGUGAACCCGGUCCACUAUGACCUGCACCUGGAGCCAGACCUGGAGCAGGACACCUACACGGGCACUGUGGACAUCCACCUGGAAGUCAGCAAGCCCACCCGCCACCUGUGGCUUCACAUCAGGGAGACGUUUGUCAGCGCCAUGCCCAGGCUGAGCGUGCAGAGUGGUCCGGCGGACCGGAGGGAGGUGGCUGUGAAGGGCUGCUUUGAUUACGCCAGUCAGCAGUACGUGGUGGUGGAGGCCGCCGAGGAGCUGCCCGCCACCGGCCCAGGAGAGGUGUACGUGCUCACUUUGGACUUCCAGGGCUUUCUCAACGGAUCUGUGGUGGGAUUCUACCGGGUCAUCUACAUCGAGGGUGGGGUCACUAAAAAGAUUGCUGCAACUGAUCAUGAACCAACAGAUGCCCGCAAGUCUUUUCCCUGCUUCGAUGAACCCAACAAGAAAGCCACCUACAAAAUCUCCAUCACUCAUGAUGAUAACUAUGGAGCUCUGUCCAACAUGCCGCCUCAGGGCGCCCCUGAACAACUGCCUGGCAAUAAACUGAAGACCUCCUUUGAGAAAUCUGUUCCAAUGAGCACUUAUUUGGUAUGUUUUGCUGUGCACCAGUUUGAUCAUUUGGAAAGAACUUCUGCCCAAGGAAUUCCUUUGAGAAUAUACGCCCAGCCAAGUCAGUUAAAAACUGCAGAGUAUGCAGCUGACACAACCAAGGUCAUCUUUGACUACUUUGAAAAAUAUUUCAACAUGAAUUACUCCAUCCCAAAGCUUGAUAAGAUAGCCAUCCCUGACUUUGGCACUGGUGCCAUGGAAAACUGGGGCCUGAUCACCUACCGGGAGACCAACCUCCUGUACGAUGCUAACCAGUCCUCGUCCUACAACAAGCAGCGAGUGGCCAGUGUCAUCGCCCAUGAGCUGGUCCACCAGUGGUUUGGGAACAUUGUGACCAUGGAUUGGUGGGAUGACCUCUGGCUGAAUGAGGGCUUUGCCAGUUUCUUUGAGUACGUUGGUGUGGAGAAAGCUGAACCCAGCUGGGGCAUGCGAGACAUCAUGAUCAUCAGUGAUGUGCUUCCUGUCAUGGUGGACGACGCCCUCCUGUCCUCUCACCCCAUCAUCGUGGACGUGUCCACCCCAGCAGAGAUCACUUCUGUGUUUGACGGCAUCUCAUACAGCAAGGGAGCGUCCAUUCUCAGGAUGUUGGAGGACUGGAUGGGUAAAGACUUGUUCAGAGACGGAUGUCGAAAAUAUUUGAAAGACUACCACUUCAAGAACGCCAAAACAGCAAACUUCUGGGCAUCUCUGGCCAACGUGAGUGGGUUGCCGGUUGCAGACGUGAUGGAUACAUGGACCAAACAAAUGGGUUAUCCUGUGCUGGAUCUCACUGUCACAGAGGCAAACGCCAAACUGAGUCAGAAGAGAUUCCUCCUGAAUCCUAAUGCUGAUCCCAACCAACCCCCUUCACCUCUGGGGUACAAGUGGACAAUUCCAGUCAAAUGUCACUCUGUGAAAAGCGACAAAAAUAUGUUGGUAAUAUUUGACAAGAGCAGCACAGAGCUUCCCGUCAUGAACUACUCUCCCUCUGUGGACGGGCUGCUGAAGGUGAACAAUGAUCACAUUGGAUUCUACAGAGUUAACCACGACAACCUCAUGUGGAACGCUAUCAGUGAACAGCUUCUAAACAACCACCUG